Messenger RNA from Caenorhabditis remanei, 540 nucleotides. RefSeq lists its product as uncharacterized. Lineage: Eukaryota; Metazoa; Nematoda; Chromadorea; Rhabditida; Rhabditidae. The record is from RefSeq and is a predicted model, not a curated record. The transcript has 4 exons. The coding region runs from base 1 to 540 and encodes 179 amino acids.
AUGAUAUUCCCAAUUGGUAUUCCAAUGCUUCGAAAAAAGCGAGAGAGCGCUCAGGAAGCAGUUUCUCUGCGAGAAGCUGCGGAACGUCGAUCACAAUUCGCUCGUGUUCCAGCUCGAUCUGUUUCAGCACCUCCAAGGAAAAAGUGGUUCAGAUCGAAGCAACAACUAUCAGGCGCCACCGAUGGAAUGGAUGGCUCAUCGCGUGCCGGCUCUCAGGAAAUUGUUUGUGAUGAAUUCACAAAGAAACUUGUGGCAGCCAUCACUACGUGGCACGAUAUUCAUUCGUCACUUCUGCAGUUGUCCAUCGAAAGAUCUUCAAACGACUCGAACGAAGAUGAGAAUGUAUCGGAGAAUGUAUCAGAAUCUUCAUGGUCUUCUGCCUCUGAAUCGGAUUCUGAUGAUGAUGGAAAUGGAGAUGGAAAAGAGAGUUCUAGUAACCAUCUAUCAGCUUCAGCAGCACGAUUCUCAAUUUCAAAUCCAGAUUUGACGAACUGUCAGAUCAAACAAAUGUUUCCGGAGAUGGCUGAUCAUUGGAGGUAG